Molecule: messenger RNA, 1448 nt
Organism: Choloepus didactylus (southern two-toed sloth)
Lineage: Eukaryota; Metazoa; Chordata; Mammalia; Pilosa; Megalonychidae
Gene: RP9
Product: RP9 pre-mRNA splicing factor
Exons: 6
Coding region: 257-1015 (252 amino acids)
Biological process (GO): RNA splicing
Source: RefSeq, a predicted model, not a curated record
CGGUGGGGGGCGUCGCGCGCUCAGAGCACGGACUUGGGGGUUGCGCCACGGACAGGCAGCGGGGCCCGCCUGCUGGACCCCGAGGAAACCCGCGGCCUAGGCGAAAUCGCCGGGAGGGCCGCGGGGCAGCGGCGGGAGGGGGCGCUGCGGGACCCGGCAGGCGCCGCGCGGAGGAAGUGCCGUCUUGGCCGCUCAGUCGCACUGCCAGAGCUGCCGAGCGUCGCGCGGGCCGCGAUGUCCUCCCGGCCCGGGCGCGAUGACGCGGGGGCCGGGGGAGCGCGGCGGCCGCGGGAGCCGCCAGAGCAGGAACUUCAGCGACGCCGCGAGCAGAAGCGGCGGCGGCAUGACGCGCAGCAGCUGCAGCAGCUCAAACACCUGGAGUCCUUGUGAGUCCCCGACGCGCCCGCGCCCUCCCCGAGCCGGGGCGCUCGACCUUCGGGAAGGAGUCGGGGGCUGGGUCCGUUUCCCCGUACGGUCCCGGGUCCCUUCAGCGCUGUGUCGUUAUGAAAAGCCUCCUCCUGGGCUUAUCAAGGAAGAUGAGACUAAGCCAGAAGACUGUAUACCAGAUGUACCAGGCAACGAACAUGCCAGGGAAUUUCUGGCUCAUGCACCAACUAAAGGACUUUGGAUGCCAUUGGGGAAAGAAGUCAAAGUUAUGCAGUGUUGGCGUUGUAAACGGUAUGGUCACCGAACAGGCGACAAAGAAUGCCCUUUCUUUAUCAAAGGCAACCAAAAGUUAGAGCAGUUCAGAGUAGCACAUGAAGAUCCCAUGUAUGACAUCAUACGAGAGAACAGAAGACAUGAAAAGGAUGUAAGGAUACAGCAAUUAAAACAGUUACUGGAGGAUUCCAGCUCAGAUGAAGAUGACAGCAGUUCCAGUUCCUCAGAAUACAAAGAGAAACACAAGAAAAAGAAGAAAAAAGAGAAGCACAAGAAGAGGAAGAAAGAAAAGAAAAAGAAGAAGAAACGAAAGCAUAAAUCUUCCAAGUCCAAUGAGAGUUCAGAUUCAGACUGACAAGGACUUGACUUGUUCAACAUUCUCUUCUCAAACAUCAAACACUGUGGCCAAAGAACAGAAUCAGAGAGGGAUGGGAGAGAGAGAAACCAAGAGAGAGGAAUAUUGAACAUCACGGCUGUGAAUUCACACCUACCUUCCAGUAAGGAUGCAACCCACUGGAGAGCGAGUUAUCUUUUCCUGGGUGCUCAGGUGGUAGCUCUGAACAGUGGCUGAUUUCAGUCAGGAAAGCUUAUUCUGUGUCCUCCUCCCAACUGGUCCCUGCCGUUGGUUUUUUUCCUUUUGAAAUGCCUCCUCCUGGUGGCAGGACUAAGGGAAUCUCUGAAGAAGCUCUUCUGUGGCUUUCCCUCUCCAUGGUGGGACUACUUAAUUCCCCUCCAUUUUAGGCUGCAGCUUUAUUGUAGAGGAUAAUAAAAGCUGAUCAUUUUAUUUA